UUUUUUUUCUUUGGAUUAGAGUUACAUUGUAAUGAUGAGGGAACUUGUUUUUGUUUUUGUUGUGAUCAAUUAAAUCUAUUGAUUGUUGAUUUCGUAUCUGGUCUUUUUACCAUUUCUUGUUUACAAGAAUUAUGUUUAUAGUUGCAGUGUUGUUAUGUUGUGAUUUUAGCUUGUGAAGUAGUUGAGUUCAUUACCAUGUGAGACUUUCUCUUGCUUCUUGUCUGUUUUUUGAGGCAUGUUCAGCAUAACAGGAGGCUGUAUUGUGCACAUGCUGGCAAAAUUCCUUACUGAGCUUAAAACUACUAGCUUUACCAACUGUGAGCUUGGAUCAGGUGAUGUGAAGGUCACGGUGGCAUCUGGUGAUGGAUUUAGAGUGUGAAUGGAUUGCCACUAGCCUUAUCUUGUUCUUCCCAAAAAACAGUGAUUUCUAUGCUUCUGUUAUUGGACAUGGUUAUGAAAUUAGUAGGCACUAUUUGAUUUUAUGGUCAUUUUGAUCAGGUAAAGCUACUUCUUGAGGCAGCAAAGUCGGCCCAAAGUAAUGUUUCUCUGGGACUGUAUGAAUCUUCAGCUGCUUCAUCAAGUCAAGCGAGAUCUAUGGCUGAAGAUGCCCUUUAUCACCCACCCAUAAUGUAGGUCAGAUAAUACUUGUUGUUUGAGCAUUGCUUUGCUGCCUAUUCGGUAUAAGUUACACAGAACCCAUCUCUCCUUACCGUAAAAGAUUGGAGAAUUAAUGCUUUAUGCGCCGCACACACUAGCAGAGCUUCAUAUUGGACUCCUUCUUCCUUUCACACCCUUAGAUGUAUCGAACUAUUGUUCCUCUAAUUUGAACUGAUUCUCUUAUGCACUCAUAAUAUACAAAUCAUUUUUUU
Rubroshorea leprosula is the source of this 869-nucleotide messenger RNA. NCBI's taxonomy places the organism in Eukaryota, Viridiplantae, Streptophyta, Magnoliopsida, Malvales, Dipterocarpaceae. The record is from the annotation of a GenBank genome assembly.